GUAAUUUGGAUAAAUUUACAUCAUUUUUUCGGUUGAAGUAAUUGAUUGUAUACAAUUUCAGACAUCCAAGAAACAACAAAACGUGAGUAUUUUUAAUUAUUGUCAAAAAAAUCCACCCGAAAAGCAAAGAAAAGCUGAAUAAUUGAGAGGGAGAGACGGCCAACAUGGAGACGAUGACGAAAAGUGGUGGGAGGUUAGAUACUGAUAGUAACGAGGUGACGCCACUCACAACUACAACGGCAACGGGUAACGGUAUAGGAACGCCUGCGGUAGUGUCGAGUAAGGAACAGCCAGCAGUGGCGACAGCUGGGGACAGUAACUCGGUACAAGCUAUCUACAGGCCGCUCCCAGACGAAGACGUCAAUUGGAAGGCCUCGAAGAAGAGCAACAGCAGUCCUAGUAAUAACGUCCCAUUGACAGCCAUCAAGAUGGGCAAGCAGAAUGGAAGCACCACUGACGUUAAUGACGGGGCCGAGGAGCGGAUGCUCAAGGACGAGGUUAAACUAUCGAUCGUCCCUAGCAAGGAUGCCUCCGAGGUUCAAUUCAGAUCCGAGAAUGGAGAUACCAAAGUUAACAUUGAAGCAGUCAAAGAAUGUUUGUCUGGAAUGAGCAAACAAGAAUUGUUGAAAUAUGCCAAUGAUCCGUUUUGGAUAAAGUUGAGGUGGUUCCUUUUCAUCACAUUCUGGCUGCUCUGGGUUGCCAUGUUGGCUGGGGCUAUUGCCAUAGUAGUGAUGGCACCAAAGUGCAACUCACCAGCUCCAAAAAAAUGGUGGGAAGAAAGUCCCAUUGUCAGACUCAAUCCUUCUGACACUCCAGCCAGAAGCUUGGAUGGUUUAGAAACUUUCUUGAACAUUCUUGAAGAGCAACAUAUCCAAGCUAUUUCUCUAGGUUCAAUUUUAAAAGAAACCUCCCGUGGUCACGUUGAAGAUUUCAAAGAUCUGAAUCAACAAGUUGGAUUAAUCGACAAUUUUAAGAAGUUCAUUAAAGCUGCAGCAGAGAAAAAUAUUAAUGUGAUCAUGGAAAUAGAUCCAAAUCAUUCAUCUGAUAAGCAUCCUUGGUUCCAAAAAUCAAUCAAGCGAGAAGAACCUUUUACAUCUUACUAUGUAUGGGCUAAUGGGACUAAAAAUAGAGAAAGUAGUGAGCUGUUGCCACCAAAUAAUUGGGUGAGUGAGAAAGGAGGCUCGGCGUGGGAGUUUAAUGAAGAAAGACAACAGUUCUAUCUCCAUCAAUUCAACGUCAGCCAACCUGAAUUUAACUACAAUAAUCCUGUAGUGGUUAAUGAAUUUUCGGAAAUCUUUAAAUACUGGCUUGACUUGGGUGUAAAAGGUUUUGUGCUUUCCAACACUCGUUACAUGGUAGAAGAUUCCAAACUGCGUAAUGAUUCUCUCAGCUCAAAUUAUCCAGCUGAAGCAGGAUCAUACCAAUCGCUUCUGCAUAUUAACACGCGAGAUAACGCACAAAACGCAGUUGUACUGAGACAGUGGCGUAAUGUUGUCGCCAAUUAUACUAGUGGACAAGGCUUAUUCACCCUAAAUGAAGGAAUAAGGCAUGACAUUCUGCCGUUGUACAAUAAAGAAAAAGUUUUGAUUGACCUUCCACAAAGCUUACACUUCUUGUCAGAAAUUGAUCCCACAAACACAGCUCACCAGUUGAACAAAAGCAUUUCUGACUUGCUAGCUUUUGCGCACUGGCCAGGAAUUGAUUUAAAUGGCAAGGGUCCUAGCCUAAGGAAAAGAAUUAAUGCCAACCUAGCUGAUAAUUUGAUUUUGAUGACAAUGCUUCUCCCAGCUACACCAUUCUUAAAUAUUAAUGAUACCAUCUCGGCUAAGAAACCUUUCGCUAUACUUGCAGAAGCUCGCAAAAACGUAGCAUUCCAUUAUGGUAAAACUCAAACGCACGUUCUGAAUAAUGCAACUGUGUUUGUGUAUACACGAAAUGGUGUGAAGAGUGGCAAUCCAGGAUACUUGGUUGCAUUUAACACUGCUUCCCAAAACACAACGAUUGAUGUGACUGGUAUACCGCAUGUAUCAGAAGAGGUGAAUAUUCUCACGCACAGUCAGAAUUACAACGAAAAACUGGACAGCAAGAAAUUGCCAGCUCAUAGGAUACCUCUAUCAUCUAAAAGUACAUUGGUAGUGACUUUCGCUCCAAAGUAAUCUGACUACAAUUUAAAAUGAUUCUUUGCAUUUGUGUCUAUACUUAAAUGUUAUUCCAAUAACGAAAAUAAAAACGUUGCAUGCAUUAAAAGU
This is a messenger RNA of Copidosoma floridanum, 2249 nucleotides long. It is a transcript of the gene CD98hc, whose product is annotated as CD98 heavy chain. Gene Ontology annotation, cellular component: apical plasma membrane; basolateral plasma membrane. Gene Ontology annotation, biological process: L-alanine import across plasma membrane; L-leucine import across plasma membrane; phenylalanine transport. The record is from RefSeq and is a predicted model, not a curated record. Gene Ontology annotation, molecular function: aromatic amino acid transmembrane transporter activity; L-leucine transmembrane transporter activity; L-alanine transmembrane transporter activity. NCBI's taxonomy places the organism in Eukaryota, Metazoa, Arthropoda, Insecta, Hymenoptera, Encyrtidae.